UGGGUUACGUACGAGUUUAAAAUCACACGUAUAUUUACUUUUGAUUCUAUUAUUCUGAUAAAAAAUAUUAAUCAUGGGAGAUGCGGCUGUUUCCGCCCUUGUGAGCGAGGUGGUUGGAAGACUGACUUCUGUAGUUAUCAACGAGUUAGCUCUACUUUGGGGAUUCAAGGAUGACAUUUUGACUCUCAAGGAAGAUUUCAAAAACAUCCAAGCUGUUCUCGAAGAUGCAGAAGACAAACAAAUCAAGGAAAAGACUGUAGAGUUAUGGCUUCAGAGUCUUAGAUCAGCAUCCUUGGAGAUAGAAAAUGUGCUUGAUGACAUCUUAGCUGAAGCUUUGCUACAACGUCUACACAAAGAAAGAGGCAUCAAAUACAGGUGACUGGCGGUGGACUGGCUAGAAGUUGGCAGCUGAACAUAAUCGGGUUUUCUAUGUUUGUAAUGUUUAUAAAAGAAAGAUUGCACUAGCUAGCAAUUAUGUCAUACUUGCAUAGUUAUUGGUUUGUCUUGAUUUGUAUAUCAUGUCCCUGAUAGAAAAAAGCUCUCUCUUUCUCAGUUGCACAGUAAUUCUGUAAAUAAUGUUGUUAAUUCCAUGUAAAGAGUUGUUGAUCUUUGUUUGUAAAAUGUGUGUUGAUACAGUUAAUAACUUGGAUAUGUAUUUAUUAAGACUUUUGAGAAAGUUACUUGAUUCAGAAAACAUA
Helianthus annuus (common sunflower) is the source of this 698-nucleotide messenger RNA. Its product is annotated as putative disease resistance protein RGA1. The coding region runs from base 74 to 379 and encodes 101 amino acids. The record is from RefSeq and is a predicted model, not a curated record. NCBI's taxonomy places the organism in Eukaryota, Viridiplantae, Streptophyta, Magnoliopsida, Asterales, Asteraceae. The transcript has 2 exons.